GACUAAAGAAUCGAUCAUAAUGUUGCCCACCAAUGUAAUGACAUUCAUGAAAAAGAUGGUCGCCACCGAUGAGACGCCAUCCACACAAAAUCAACCCGAUGCUGGUGGUACAUUCGGCAAGUUGAAACAGACACUGUCAUCGUCAUUGCUUACAGCGCAGGAUAGAGUGAAUAAAAUGUCACCACGUCCUUCGUUGGCGCCCACAGAAGACGGCAGCUAUGGUGGGGCGUAUCAACAGCAGUCACAGGACGCCUAUGCGGCCAACCAGAACAAUAACAAUAAUAACAAUACAACAGGCGGCAGUAGCGCAGGCAGUGCGAAUUCAUCGAAGAAUGAGCCGGGACGACGCGCGGGGGCUUGUCGUGUUUGCUUGAAAUCAUUCAAGCCCGAUGACUAUCACAAGACGUGCUUCGAGUGUCAGCAGCGUGUGUGCGAGGAUUGUGCUAGCUAUAGCAAGCUGGAGGAGAAUGAGGAUGCGAACAUGUGGCGCUGCAGUGUUUGCCGACGAAAGAUGGCCUCUCGUGUGUGCAUUCCUCAAGACUCGACCGACUCCUCGUUGGACGUGCCCGUGCUGGAAGCCUUGCAACGGCGUCACUCCGACGCUAAACUAGGCUCAACACAGACACUCGCGCCGGCAAAUGGCGCCGCCUUGGCACCACCACGCAGUCCCGAAGUGCGUCGGCAUUCCGACGUCUCACCCGCCUCUCUUAAAGAACUUGAAAAGGUAAGCGCUGGUGGACGCAGCAUGGCGCCUAGUCGUUCAUCGAGCCCGCCACGGCAAUCGGAUUUGGAGCAGCAACCGCCAUUUGGCGCGCCUCUGUCACGCAUUGCAUCGCGUCGAGGUUCGAGGGUGGCGCGGCAGCAUAGCUAUGAUGAUGACAUGAAUAGCGCGAUUAUGGCAGCGGCGGCGACGGCGGCGAUGGCUGGCGCAGGCGGAGCUUUAGGCGCGCCUGGUGGAUUAGGCAUGGCAGGCGGUGAUGCUGGACUUGGCAUACCGGCAAUACCCAGAAGGAAAUCGGCAUACGAUGUUUUCGCACCAAAUUUGCUACAGAAUGUGGCGCCAUCAGCAACUCAGCACCAACGCUCGCCCGGCGAUGGCAUGUCACCACAAAUUGCGCUACCCGGUUCGCGGCGACCCUCGUUCCGCGUGCCGCAUCCUUCCGAGGAUCUGCAGAACGAUGAGUCCCCAAGUCCGGAUAAGGGCAGCCCAGUGCUAACGGUGGACGAUGAUAGGCGCCUACGGCGACGUGGAUCACAACUUCCCGAUUUGGCGGCAUUGCAACAGCGCGGUGCUAUACCAACCAACUUACCCGUCAACAUACCACCUCCACUCGCCGCCUUUACUGGUCCCAAUUUAGAAGACUUAGAAGCUCCAAGGCGCCAAACAUCCAUGGAUGGGGAAGCUAUUAAAAUUGUUAUACACGAUGUGGACUCGGGUCCAAUUUGCCCAUCGAAGCGAAGAAUUGUGCUGCGCAAAGAUCCAACAGACAAGGCGCAUCGCACACGUGGCUUUGGUAUGCGCGUCGUUGGCGGCAAAACUGGUGCAGAUGGCCGUCUCUUCGCUUACAUCGUAUGGACAGUGCCAGGUGGGCCGGCGGAAAAGAAUGGACUACAGCAAGGCGAUAAGAUACUUGAGUGGAACGGCAUGUCCCUAAUCGAUCGCAGUUUCGAAGAAGUCUGCUCUAUUAUGGAUCGCACCGGAGAUAUUGUAGAGCUGCUCGUCGAGCAUGCCACGGACUUUCGCAUGUGUGAUCUGUUCGAUGAAAAUCUACCACCAGGCAACAGUGGCAAUCAAAGCGGUCCACGGCGUUCUGGCGACGGUCCUGUGGGACUAGGCUUAAUCGCAGACCCCGAAACAACAAUAGACAAAUCACCGGCCUCGCCAACCAGACGGAAAUUACCCAAAACUCCGGAGCAAAUUGCACGCGAGAAGCAAGUAAGUGGGCGUGUACAGUUACAAGUUUGGUAUAAUGCCGAUCGUAAUGAGUUGGUGGUGUCGCUAAUGGCCGCUGAUGAUUUGGCGCUCCGCGAUGAAGCCUAUGGCCACGGCAAUCUACCGGAAGCGUAUGCUAAAGUACGCAUUUCACCCAAAUGCGGCGAUGGCAGCGUUCAACAAACCGAAGUUAGCCAUCCCACGCAAAAUCCGAUCUGGAAUGCGACGCUCACCUUUCAGCACGUGAAUGCCGACAGCCUCAUGGAUCGGCACAUUGACAUACAGUUGUGGGAUCUGGUACCGCAUACAGAGUCCAUUUUUUUGGGCGAAUGUAAUGUCAAUUUGCAACAGGCAUUUCUUGACGAUCGCGCCAUCUGGUGUCGACUGGACGAUCCGAAGGGGCUGCGCGGCAUUAGCAUGUCAAAAUCGCCGAGCGUCUCACCGCGCGGCUCCAUUGCCACCGGCUGUCCAGGCGGUGAUGUAUCGCGUCUAUUGCGACGUGACUAUAAUAUGCAACGUUCCAUAUCGGACGAUGUUGACUCAAUCGGCGAUGGCACAUCGCUGCUGCAUCCCGAUACCGCCUGGGUGGCUGGCUCACGGCGUGGUUCCUCGCAGUCGGAGACGCUCGAGGUGGAGGUGUAUCAGUUGGGUAAAGAUUUCUCACGUUCAUUGCCGGGUUCGCGACGUUCCUCCUUCCAAGAUCCCGAUAAGAUGCGCGAAGAAGACAACAUGGCAGCACCGCCACCAGCCUCGUACUAUGUGGGUCGGCGGCGUUCAUCGGUGGCGCGUCGCGAUCCCGAUGAGAUACUAAGCUCGCUGAAAGCAGUGCGAGGCGAGCUCGGGCGUGCGAUGAGUUUGGGAACGGAGCAGCAGAAGCGGCCAGGAUCUAGACGCGCCAGUCGUGUUGGCUUACCGAGCAAUCCGAGUAGUCGCAAAGGCUCCAUACUUGAUGUCACUCAACAACAACAGCAGCUGCAACAACACUUGCCGGUGGGCAUUGGCAAUGCAGCGACCAGUCCACCUUCGGAUGAGGAGAACAAACAGUUUACGACGCGUUGGAAGGGUUCGGGUAGCAAUUUGCGUCCACAAAGCGCCAAACAGGCCUUAUCAAUGCUAAAGCAAGCCUCGUCCGCCACAAAUGUAGCAAUGCAAGGACAGAGCGGCAGCACCAGUGGCAGCCUACUGAGCGUCGGUGCUGACAGCCCCAAGCAGUUGCGCAAGGGCAGCAUGAUUAAUCUGAAGACGAUUGCUGGCAACAGCAGCGGUGCAGACAAUACACUCGGCCCGACGACGGUGCUGCAGCGCAAAGGUAGUGUCUAUGCGCAUGCAACAACGGAGCGUGACACGGGCAGCAGUGGUUCGCCACAGCGCAAGAGCAGCAUUUAUCCAGGCGGUUGGAAAGCAGGCGCUCCCGAAGCUGAGUCCCCGCUAAUGCGCAAGGGCAGCAUUAUCAGCAGUUUAACGUCCACGACUGUAACCACAGUCGCCACUACGGGCAUCGAUACGGACUAUGGACUCAAAAUGGGCCCAGGACAGAUACAUCCAAAGGGCUAUCGCUUGACAAUGGUGCGGCAUGGUGAGCUGAAGAUGGGAUUUACGAAAAUCAAAGGCGUGGUAGAAGUGGAGGUGAUAUGUGCACGCAAUAUAGUGCCCGUGGACUGUGAAACGCCGCCGGACACAUACGUAAAAUGCUAUGUCAAGGAUGGCGAUCGACUGCGGCAUAAGAAGAAAACGCGCGUGGUGAGGCAUUCGGCAGAGCCAUUCUACAAACAGACGCUCAAGUAUCAGAGUGCCGAUGUUUUCGGACGCAAUAUCGUCAUCAUGGUCUGGCAACGUUGUGUCGGCUUUGAACACAAUCAAGGUUUGGGCGGCACUGAGGUCAAUCUGGACAAGAUCAAUGCUUCGCAACGCAUCGGUGGUUGGUAUCCACUAUUUCCGAUGCACUCAUUAGGCGGAUCGGAUUCGGAUAAUUCUCCUUGA
Molecule: messenger RNA, 3913 nt
Organism: Anastrepha obliqua
Lineage: Eukaryota; Metazoa; Arthropoda; Insecta; Diptera; Tephritidae
Gene: Fife
Product: regulating synaptic membrane exocytosis protein 2
Exons: 16
Coding region: 20-3913 (1297 amino acids)
Biological process (GO): positive regulation of synaptic transmission; regulation of synaptic plasticity; regulation of membrane potential
Cellular component (GO): cytoskeleton of presynaptic active zone; presynaptic membrane
Molecular function (GO): small GTPase binding; transmembrane transporter binding
Source: RefSeq, a predicted model, not a curated record